GCGACCUGGCAGCAUUGAAAAAGAGAUGUGGCUCGGAUCGUCCUCUUGCUCACUCAUUGUCCGACCGUACGAACAACGAACAACAUCCACCAUGAAGUUGAUGACGAUUUGCUUCUUAUCUCUCGCCAUUGGCGUUGGCCACUCGGCAGCUCAAGAAGACACGGAGGACGAGAUCAUCAAGUUCAAAGAUUUUAAGAAAAGACACAAGAAGACGUACAACGGAGCAUUGGAGAGGGUACACUUUAGACGUUGGAAGCGGAGGAAAGCAAUCAUCGACCAACAUAACGAAAAUCAGCGAAAUUCUUUCAUUCUGGGUGACAACGCGUUCGCAGAUCUCAGCGAAGAGGAAUGGGAAACUUAUCUGUUGGGCGUUACCAUACCUAAAGGGUUUAUCAACAAUGAAGCAGUGGUCGAUGUCUUGGCUGCAGGGAACGUCACCAACCGUCAAACCACCACUCCUUCGCUCGAUCUACGUACCGAUCCGUGUAUGCCACCCGUCAAGAUCCAAUCUCCGUGUGGUGGAUGUUGGGCUUUUAUCGCCACAACGGCUGUCGAAUAUCAAACGUGUGCCACCAGUAACAGGACAAAGAUCCCAUUGAUAUUGAGUGAACAGCAGAUGAUUGAUUGCAGUGGCAGUUAUGGCACGAAGGGAUGUAAUGGUGGUUUCUACACCCAAGCAUGGGAUUACAUUAUGGCUGUCGGUGGACAGGCGAGCAAUGCCACUUAUCCUUACAGGGCAGUGGCUGGUACGUGCAACUUCACUAAAGACGUCACGCCGGUGGCGGGCAAACUGUCACGAUACGCUUCGUUAGCCAAAAACGAAACAGCUAUACUUCUAGCCAUGCAAAGAGGACCGGUCGCUAUUUCUGUUGCCACCAAUUCCAGAUUCACCCUUUACAGGUCGGGCAUUUUCGAUGAUGACACGUGCAAGAAUGGAACGAUUAACCACGGUCUCCUGCUGGUCGGUUACGGCACGACCAACGGCACCGACUAUUGGAUCGUGCGCAAUUCGUGGGGCACUUCGUGGGGUAUGAAUGGUUACAUCUUCAUGAAGCGUAACGUCAACAUCUGCCGUUUAGCCGAAUUCGCCUUCCUUGCCACGAUCUAACUCGAUCGCAUCACAAUAAUUAUUGAUUUUAUUUCCCCACAAUGGCUACGCAACAUAGUUAACUGUUUGUUUCCCCCAAAGAGUAAUACUUGUCGAAUCUUGCAAAGCCAGAGCAUCUAAUCUAUUAUCUAUGUAGCAGCGUUUUUGAAAAAUUUUGCAAAAACUAUUACGUAUAACCAUUUAUAGUUAUUCAUUUUUUGCUUGGAGAGUGUAUCAUGU
Daphnia carinata is the source of this 1327-nucleotide messenger RNA. RefSeq lists its product as uncharacterized. NCBI's taxonomy places the organism in Eukaryota, Metazoa, Arthropoda, Branchiopoda, Diplostraca, Daphniidae. The coding region runs from base 26 to 1108 and encodes 360 amino acids. The transcript has 8 exons. Gene Ontology annotation, molecular function: cysteine-type endopeptidase activity. Gene Ontology annotation, biological process: immune response. The record is from RefSeq and is a predicted model, not a curated record. Gene Ontology annotation, cellular component: lysosome.